AUGAUUGGUAUAUAUACAAUAGUUAUUACAAUUUUACAACAAAAAAUUUCUAUUCAACAACGAGAGCAAGAUCAACAAGAUGCACUUCUUUUAAGACAACAAUCAAAACGAAGAGCAGAAAAUGUACAAAAAGAAAUUGUAUCUGCAACAUAUCUCGAUGAUCUUUUCGAAACUUUUAAUAUUAGAAAACCAAACAAAAAGUUUGGUUCAAGUUCGUCCGAAAACAUUGACAGCUCUUCGACAGUUGGAUCCAGAGAAAAAAAACAUUUAUUAUUGUUUCUUUAUGAGAGUGAAUUGAUUUAUUGUUAUUCAGAACUACCAUAUUUAUUUUUAUUAAAAUUGACUGAUGCAGAUUUUAAUGGAAUUUAUUUUAAAGGAAGUCUUGAAACUAAAUGUUCAUUUUCACGUCUUAAUUUAUAUGGUGCUUAUUUAUCAAAUUCAUCAUUUAUUGACUGUUACAUUGAUCGUUCGAAUUUUUCAAGUUUAACGAUGUAUAAGGCAUUAUUUUUCCGUACACAUUUGACACGAACAUGGUUUAAAUUCACCUUUUUGGAUAAAGCUAAUUUCAGUAAUACAAAGUUUUUCUAUACGUAUUUUUUAGGAGCAUCAUAG
Molecule: messenger RNA, 612 nt
Organism: Rotaria sp. Silwood2
Lineage: Eukaryota; Metazoa; Rotifera; Eurotatoria; Philodinida; Philodinidae
Source: the annotation of a GenBank genome assembly